UACACAUGAAUGUCUACAAAGUUGAAUUCAUUUCUCUCUCUCUUCCUCUGUCACUUUGUUAUAUCUUUUUCUUGUUCUUCCUGUAAUUAGCUGCAAAUAUGGUGGUGCUUGAAAUAGGCUUUUCAAAAGCCAUGAACGCUAAAGUCAUCGGCACCGGAGAAGAAACAAUAGUUCUCGCCCAUGGAUACGGCGGAGAUCAGUCUGUCUGGGACAAAAUAGUACCGGACUUGACAAAACAUUUUAGGGUUCUUGUUUUUGACUGGAAAUUUUCCGGUGCCAUCAAAGAUGAUGAAGAAGAACAAUUUGAGCCAGAAAAAUAUGCUUCUUAUGAUGCUUUUGCUGAUGAUUUAAUUUAUCUGCUGGAAGAGAUGGAUAUUUUAUCGUCGUCACCGGUUGUUUUUGCUGGUCAUUCGAUGUCUGGUAUGAUUGGUUGCAUUGCUUCCAUUAAAAGGCCUGAGCUUUUCAAGAGGCUCAUACUUAUUGGAGCUUCUCCAAGGUACAUAAACAUAGAUGACUACGAAGGUGGAUUUAAGAAAUCAGACAUAGACGAUAUCAUAUCAAACAUAGAAUCCAACUUCCAAAACUGGGCUCCAGCAUUUGCUUCUCUUGCUGUCGAUGCAACAGAUUCCGAAUCAAUUCAAAAAUUCACCAACUGCUUGUUCAACAUGAACCCUAAAUAUGCACUAUCCGUCGCCAAAACCGUCUUCUACUGCGACGAAAGGGAAAUUCUCGACAAGGUUUCGACACCUUGCACUAUAAUUCAGACAACUAACGACAUUGUCGUGCCAAACUCAGUUGCUUAUUACAUGCAAGAGAAGAUCAAAGGAAAGUGUACUGUGGAGUUGAUAGAUACUGAUGGUCAUUUUCCUCAUCUUACUGCUCCUCGUCAGUUAUUUGAUGUGUUCACUGCAGUUCUUGGCCUUUCCAGUAUUAAAAUUUGAUGUUCUAUAGGGUUUUGUUUUUAAUUUUUUUGGGUGAUUUUUCUCUUCUGGGUCUUUAGGAAAUUUGACGUGGUACAAAUAAAUGUUCUUUUAGGACAGUGUUUGUGUGUUCAUAAUUUUUUUUGUCAGUUUGAGUGUUCAUAUUUUUUUUUUUGUAAGUUUGUGUGUUCAUAAUUUGAUAUAUGGAAAUCUAGACGUGGAAUUAAAUUUAAGUAUUAAGGAUUGGAUUGCUUAA
Messenger RNA from Mercurialis annua (annual mercury), 1176 nucleotides. Its product is annotated as strigolactone esterase RMS3. The coding region runs from base 99 to 941 and encodes 280 amino acids. The record is from RefSeq and is a predicted model, not a curated record. NCBI's taxonomy places the organism in Eukaryota, Viridiplantae, Streptophyta, Magnoliopsida, Malpighiales, Euphorbiaceae. The transcript has 2 exons.